AUGGUGAAGAUCGAAGUUGGAAGUGUGGGUGACUCAUUCAGUGUAUCAUCUCUAAAAGCUUACUUGUCUGAGUUUAUCGCAACUCUUCUCUUCAUAUUUGCCGGUGUUGGCUCUGCUAUAGCGUUUGACAAACUAACCUCUGAUGGAGCCUUGGACCCGGCUGGGCACUUAAAAUGUUUGGACCGGCACUACCCAACAGUGACUCUUGGCCUUGCCAUCGGCGGAAACAUAACACUCAUCACAGGUUUCUUCUACUGGAUUGCUCAGUGUCUUGGCUCCAUCGUCGCUUGUCUUCUCCUCGUCUUUGUUACCAAUGGAAAGAGCGUACCGACCCACGGAGUCGCAGCCGGUUUAGGAGCGGUCGAAGGUAUCGUGAUGGAGAUCGUAGUGACCUUUGCUUUGGUCUACACCGUUUACGCCACAGCAGCUGAUCCAAAGAAAGGAUCGCUUGGGACCAUCGCUCCAAUCGCUAUCGGCUUCAUAGUUGGUGCCAACAUCCUCGCUGCUGGUCCAUUCAGUGGUGGCUCCAUGAACCCAGCAAGGUCUUUCGGACCAGCUGUUGUGAGUGGUGACUUGUCCCAAAUCUGGAUCUAUUGGGUGGAACCACUUGUGGGUGGUGCACUCGCCGGACUUAUCUACGGUGACGUGUUCAUCGGUUCCUAUGAAGCGGUAGAAACCCGAGAGAUCCGAGUGUAAUUAACCGGGUUUUGUGAAUGCUUGAUGUUUGCUUGUUGGUUGGUUUGAUGUUUUGUUUGCGUGUUUAUGUUUGGUGUCCAUUUUCUUCCAAGAUUGUAUGU
Messenger RNA from Arabidopsis lyrata subsp. lyrata, 797 nucleotides. Its product is annotated as aquaporin TIP2-3. Gene Ontology annotation, molecular function: water channel activity. Gene Ontology annotation, biological process: water transport; transmembrane transport. The record is from RefSeq and is a predicted model, not a curated record. Gene Ontology annotation, cellular component: plant-type vacuole membrane. The transcript has 3 exons. NCBI's taxonomy places the organism in Eukaryota, Viridiplantae, Streptophyta, Magnoliopsida, Brassicales, Brassicaceae. The coding region runs from base 1 to 696 and encodes 231 amino acids.